UCGGGAUGUGCAGCCCCACGCCGGCUGUGUAUGAGCCCCUUGUGGUGCGGGAGGUGCCCGUGCUGAGGGGCGGCUCGGGUCGCUCCUCACAAUGAGCCCACCUCCAUGUGUGGGGUUUCUGUUGGCAGAUAUCGGCGUUAACCUCACGGAUCCCAUGUUCAGGGGGAUCUACAGGGGAACACGCAAACAUCAAGAUGACCUUUUGGAUGUGGUAGACAGAGCCGUCAAAGUUGGUGUUAAAAAGUUUUUAAUUACAGGUGGGAGUCUCCAGGACAGUAAAGAUGCAUUGCAGCUGGCACACACCAAUGAUAUGUUUUACAGCACGGUUGGCUGCCACCCUACACGCUGCGGGGAAUUUGAGCAGAGUAACCCUGACCAGUAUUUAUCAGAAUUAAAAGAUCUGAUUGAGAAGAAUAAGACGAAGGUAAAAGCAGUUGGAGAGUGUGGCCUCGAUUUCGACAGAUUAGAGUUUUGCCCAAAGGACACCCAGCUCAAGUACUUUGAAAAACAGUUUGACCUGGCAGAGCAAACAAGGCUGCCCAUGUUUCUUCACUGCAGGAACUCACAUGCUGAAUUUUUAGACAUAAUGAGAAGAAACAGAGAUAGAUUUGUUGGAGGAGUGGUUCAUUCCUUUGAUGGCACAAAGGAAGAAGCAGCAGCUCUAAUAGAUUCGGAUCUUUACAUUGGCAUAAAUGGCUGUUCAUUGAAAACAGAAGCCAACUUGGAAGCACUGAAAUCAAUUCCUAGUGAACGAUUAAUGAUUGAGACUGAUGCACCGUGGUGUGGAGUGAAAAAUACUCACGCUGGAUCGAAAUACGUAAAAACUACAUUUCCUACCAAAAAGAAAUGGGAGACGGGGCACUGCCUGAAGGACAGAAACGAGCCCUGCCAUAUCAUUCAAAUACUGGAAAUUAUGGCAGCAGUAAGAGAAGAUGACCCACUCGAGUUGGCCAAUACUCUAUAUAACAACACUAUUAAAGUCUUCUUCCCAAAUAUAUAAAGGUUUCUUACAUUUAUUCAACAUAAUUUUAGUAAAUAUAUUGCAAAAAUUUAAGACUGAUCCUAUCUGCAAGUUCUUAUCAACAGAAGCGAAGAUGUAGUGCUUUUUGUACAAGAUUAAAGCUGAUUUCAAAAAAGGUGGUCUGCAUUGGUACAGUUUCCGAGCCCUAUUUCCUCUUCAUCAAGAUUCGGGAUCAAUUUCUAGAAUAGCCUAAGCUAGCAGCUCUUGUUAAUACCUGCACGCGUUGCAAAAUGAAUACCAGGCUGCUGAGUUCACAUGUAGAAUGCUUCAAGUUACUACUGGUAAUUCAGAAGUGCUGAACAAUCAAGUGCAUGCUUACUACUUUACCAGAAAGCUUAGCAGUUUCGUCUUUUGUUCCACUUAGGCAAAUGCUGUAGUGUUAAGUCUACCAACCUAAGCUUUUCAUUGUUUUGUUUUUAAACACAACUCGCUAUUUUUUAAGUGAUAAAGCUCUGCUAAUACUGAAUUUGUUAAGUAAAGCUGCUUUGGUUCAA
This is a messenger RNA of Coturnix japonica (Japanese quail), 1515 nucleotides long. The record is from RefSeq and is a predicted model, not a curated record. NCBI's taxonomy places the organism in Eukaryota, Metazoa, Chordata, Aves, Galliformes, Phasianidae.